AUGGCCGAUAAUUCAAAAGAAGAGCGCAUCAAACUAGCUCUAGAAGCUUAUAAAAAAGGCCUUUUUUCAUCAAGAAAUGCAGCAGCCAAGGCAUAUGAUGUACCUCUCUCUACCUUCAAGACCCGAGUCAAUGGAACCACAUGCCGCAAGGAAUCUAUUGCCAAUGGCCGAAAAUUGACGCCUACUGAAGAAAAGACACUUUCAUCAUGGAUCAUUGAUAUGGGCCAGCGUGGCCUACCACUACAAAUCUCUACUGUACGCUAUUUGGCACAGUUGUUACUGUCCGCACGGCUAUCCUCUCAGACUGCCUAUGUUGGUGAGCAUUGGGUGACUCGGUAUAUUCAACGCCAUAAGGAACUCUCUUCCAAAUAUAGCCGAAAAUACGACUAUCAGCGUGCCAAAUGUGAAGAUCCAGAGCUUGUUAUGGGGUGGUAUAAGUGCUUCUACAAUGCUAUUGAAAAAUAUGGCAUUCUCGAGCAAGAUAUCUACAAUAUGGAUGAAACUGGAUUUCAGAUGGGCAUGACAUCCACGGCCAAAGUUAUAUGUGGCUCAGAGACUCGGGCAAGUAAUGCCAAAGCCAUACAGCCUGGGAAUCGCGAAUGGGUAACUGCCAUUAUUGCCGUAAAUGCAGCUGGAUGGGCCUUGCCUCCCCAGAUUAUCCUGGCUGCAGAAAACCAUCAAUCUCAAUGGUAUCAUGCUGUUCCAAAGGACUAUACGAUCAGUGUCAGCAGGAAUGGCUGGACGAACGAUGGAUUAGGCCUGGAGUGGCUUCAAAAUGUCUUUGAGCCACAUACAGCCUCCCGUACAUUAGGGAGAUAUCGCAUGUUGAUUUUGGAUGGCCAUAGCAGCCAUGCCACUGCAGAAUUCGACAGAUUUUGUACAGAAAGGAAUAUUAUUCCUUUAUAUAUGCCUCCGCAUUCAUCUCAUCUUCUUCAGCCAUUGGAUGUUGGCUGCUUUUCGCCAUUGAAACGCUUAUAUGGCGAAAGAAUCACCAAAAAGAUGCAGAAGGGAAUCAACGUUGUGGAUAAAACAGAAUUCCUCUAUAUAUACCCUACCGUCCAUUACCAAGCUCUAUCAUCAUCAAACAUUCGAAGCAGCUUUGCAGCAACUGGCCUGGUCCCAUUUUCACCUGAGCGAGUCCUUUCAAAGCUUCAUAUACCAUAUAAAACACCGACGCCGCCUUCAUCAUCACAUAGCAAUCAAUCCUUUGGUGCAGGAAAGACUCCAGCGGAUAUAAACCAGCUUGAGGCCCAAAAGAAGCGAAUAAAUCACCUCCAAAGUCAUCAGGUGUCCCCAUCAACUAUGCAGGAGGCAAUGGGAAAGGUCAUGAGAGGGGCGGAGAUGACCAUGCAAAAUGCCAUCCUACUACGGCACGAAGUCCACCAGCUUCGCGUGGAAAACCGGCAUCAAAAACAGAGAAGAGCAGCUCCUAGGGCCUUUAUACAAGCUGGAGGGAGCCUGACAGGUGCUAAAGGACUACAAAAAGCGCAAGAACAGGAGGCUAUAGUAAAGGAAGCAUACCACCCAGUUUCCAGGCGGCGUAAGCCACCAACCUGUAGCACAUGUGGUAAAAUAGGCCACAAUCGGCUAAAAUGUCCUGAGAAAUAG
Messenger RNA from Aspergillus chevalieri, 1608 nucleotides. RefSeq lists its product as uncharacterized. Gene Ontology annotation, molecular function: zinc ion binding; DNA binding. Lineage: Eukaryota; Fungi; Ascomycota; Eurotiomycetes; Eurotiales; Aspergillaceae. Gene Ontology annotation, cellular component: nucleus. The record is from RefSeq and is a predicted model, not a curated record. The transcript has a single exon. Bases 1 to 1608 code for a protein of 535 amino acids.